AUGCAUCUCCCUACUCUCCUCACUCUCGCCUGCAUGGCUGUCAGCACCAAUGCUUUCCAAUACCCAAACUUUGUUCCAUUGCACCGUCGCCAGGAACCCGGUACGCCUGAAUACGACUGCCAUGCAAACUGCGGGGGAGUGAUCGUUGCUGCUCGUAAAGACGGCUACUGCGAUACUGACACCUUCAAAUCUGAGUUAUCUGACUGUCUCAAUUGCGCUCUCAAGUACGACAUCUGGAAGUAUUACGGCGCAUCCGUUUCCAAGGCCGCUACGGGGUGUGGUGUGGACGCCACCCCUGUCGAAGCGUCCUCCAUUACAACUACUGCCGCUGCUAGCGCCAGCGCUACUGAAACCGAAACCCCUGUCACCCUAUCCCCGUCGUCCACAUCGACUGACACCGCUGCAACCACGGGUGUAACCUCUGCUGCUUCUAGUGUUGAGCCUAGCUCUAGCGGCACGGUGAGCUCGACACCCGCAGCAUCUACUGUGGUUUCCUCUGCUACACCUUCUCAGAAUUCGACUGGCGGCGCUUCGCCGAGUGUCAGCUUAUUCCCUGGAGCUGCUUCUACUAAUUCCCGCGAUGGAUUACUGCUUAGUGUACUAGCUGGAUGUCUCGCCGUGGCACUUUUGUAA
Molecule: messenger RNA, 633 nt
Organism: Aspergillus pseudotamarii
Lineage: Eukaryota; Fungi; Ascomycota; Eurotiomycetes; Eurotiales; Aspergillaceae
Exons: 3
Coding region: 1-633 (210 amino acids)
Source: RefSeq, a predicted model, not a curated record